AUGGCGGAGCCGGGCGAUUCAACUGGCGGGUCCCCUCAGGGAUGGGGGGACCACUACCUGGGCCGCUGGGAGCACGCUGGGCACCCUGAGAGGGGGUCUCAGCCGGAAGGAGGGUCCCCAGCCAAGGAGGUGGAGAGCCAGGACGGCGCCCCGAGCCAGGAACGGACAGACGCGGGCGCCGAGGGUGCCGCUGAGCCUCCUGAAGGGGCCGACACAGCCCACAGGGAAGGCGAGGAGGAUGGCGGCGGCCAGCAGGAUGGCGGCGGCACGCCCCAAGGAGAAGCUCCCAAGGCCCCGGAAGCCAGCUUGGAGGAGGAGUGGGGUUCCGAAGAGGACUUGUCGUCCGACGUGGAGUCACAGUCCCCCGAAGGGCAGGUCAGUUCCAUGGACACCGCCUACUCAGACGUCAGCGCCCAGGAGCUGCCCGCCGAGGUGGGCCCCGGAGAGCCGGAUCAGAGGACGAGCAGGGACACCGCCCCCCUCGAGACCCCCACGGAGCCGCAGGGACCCCAUGCGCCAGCUGCCAAGCCUGCCCAGCAGGCCGUGAGCCCAGGCGCCUUGGCACCCACCGUCAGCCAGCUGCACCUGGGCACCCACAGCCGGGGCCAGCCUGCCCGAUGCUGCCCCCUCGGGUGGGUGGCAGGACCAGUGUUCAAUGCCCAGGUGCCGCAAGGCUACCGGUGGAGGGACCUCAGGCUGAGCCAAGGGAGCAGCGUCCUGUCCUCGGAGCUGGGCGAGCUCCCCCCAGGCACGGAAGAGCCCCUCUCGCAGGAGUCAGUGCUGUCUCCGGAGGGACCCCUGGCAAGCUUCCUGGACAGGAUCCAACGGCUGCCCACCGAGGAAGAGACCCCGGGGGACAGAACGGAGUCCCCGGGCAGUGCCGAGGCUGCAGGCGACGGAACUCAGCUGCUGGUUCUGGACCCAAACCACCCCCUGAUGAUCAGGUUCCAGACGGCCCUGAAGAACUACCUCAGCCGACAGAUCGAAAAGCUGAGGCUCGAACUCAAAGAGCUGGAGGUGGCCAGCAAGCAGAGCCGAGCGCAGCGGCAGGAGCUGGGCCUGAACCUCUACGGGGUCCAGCAGCACCUGGCGCGCCUGCAGAUGCAGCUGGAGCGGAGCCACGACCGCUACUCGGCGGCCGCGUGCGCCCGGCGGCAGAAGGAGGAGGAGCUGCAGAGCGCGCGCGCGCUCCACGCCAAGACCAGCGCGGCCGCCGGCCGGGAGCGCAGACGGCUGGCGGCCCUGCAGACGGAGAUGGAGAACCUGGCGCUGCACCUGUUCUACCUGCAAAGCAUCGACCAGGACGUGCGGGACGACAUCUGCGUGAUGAAGCAGGUGGUGAAGAAGGCCGAGACGGAGCGGGCGCGGGCAGAGAUGGAGAAGAAGAAGCAGGACCUGUACGUGGACCAGCUCACCACGCGGGCCAACCAGCUGGAGGAGAAUGUGGCCCUGUUUGAGACUCAGUACGUGGCCCAAGCCGAGGACACCCGGGUCUUGAGGAACGCGGUGAGCAAGGCGUGCACAGAGAUCGCGACCAUCAGCAUGGAGAAGCAGCGCGUCCUACGGCAGUGGGCCAGCAGCCUGGUGAGCAUGAAGCACCGUGACGAGGAGCACCGGGCCAUCCUGGAGGCACUCAGGGAGUGCCAGCACCACGCCAAGUCCGUGGACGGCGAGAUCGAGGCCUACAAGAAGUCCAUCGUGAAGGAGGAGGAGCGCAAUGAGAAGCUGGCGCGCAUCCUGAACAGGGUGGAGACGGAGGCCGGCCUCAUGCAGAAGCUGACCGCCCAGUGCCUGAGCAGGCAGGAGGCGCUGCAGAACGAGUUCAACACCUACAGGCUCACCCUGCAGGACGCCGAGGACGCCCUGGGCAAGAGCCAGCAGGAGCACUCGGCGGUCACAGAGGCGCUGCAGGCCGUGCGCCAGGGCAUCCGGCAGGAGCUGGAGCUGCGGCGGCAGAUGGACGCCGCCAUCGUGGAGAAGCUGCAGGAUCACAUGACCUCCAACAAGAUGACCAAGUACUUCCACCAGCUGCUGCGGCGGCUGCAGAAGGAGAAGACCAACAUGGUGACGCACCUGUCCAAGAUCGACGGCGAAAUCGCCCAGACCACGCUGAACAUCACCAACACCAGCUGCAGGCUGGACGCGCACCGGAAGGCGCUGGCCGAGCUGGACAAGGAGGUGAAGACAGUCAACGACCUCAUCACCAACAGCGAGAGCGAGAUCUGCAGGCGCACGAUCCUGAUCGAGAGGAAGCAAGGGCUCAUCAACCUCCUGAACAAGCAGCUCGAGCAGACGGUGUCGGAGCUGGGGGGGGAAGAGGUGGGGCCGCUGGAGCUGGAGAUCAAGGGGCUGACGAAGCUGCUGGAGGAGCGCGGCGCGCAGGUGGUGCAGGCGCAGGGGACCUGGCUGCGGCUGCAGCAGGAGAUGGUGCGGGCGGCGCAGCAGCGCGAGGAGCAGCUGGGCUCGCUGGACGCGCUCCAGAAGGAGAUGCACAUCCUGGAGCAGAAGAAGCUGCGCGUGGAGAGCAAGAUCGAGCAGGAGAAGAGAGAGCAGAAGGAGGUCGAGCGCCACAUGAGAGACCUGGACAACGACCUCAAGAAGCUCAACGUGCUGACCGGCAGGAGCCGCAGCAGCGCGGAGCAGCUGCAGCACAGCAACCUGGUGGCCGAGAACGAGUUCGUGCGCGAGCUGAAGGCCUCCGAGCGCGAGACCAUCCAGUUGCAGGAGAAGCUGAGCCAGCUGGCCGAGGAGAAGGCGGCCGUCCUGAGAGACCUGGUGGAGGCAGAACACCAGAUCAUGCUCUGGGAGAAGAAAAUCCAGCUGGCCAGGGAGAUGCGCGCCUCGGUGGACUCGGAGACCGGCCAGAUGGAGAUCUGCGCCAUGAAGGCCGAGAUCCACCGCAUGAAGGUCAGGCACGGGCAGCUGCUGAAGCAACAGGAGAAGAUGAUCCACGCCAUGGAGCUUGCCGUGGCCCGCAGGGAGACCAUCGACACGCAGGCGGAGGGGCAGGGCAGGAAGGGCGCGAAGGUGCUCACCCGCACCGACUUCCACCACCGGCAGGCCGAGCUGCGCCGGAAGAUCAGGGACACGCACAAGGCCUCCGAGGAGUGCGCCGGCACCAUCCUGGAACUGGAAGCAGCUCAGAGGCUGGUGAGCGGCUCCCUCCUGGAGAAGCAGGAGAAGCUGUCUGGGAUGCAGGCGGACCUGGACACCCUGGAGGCCGACCUGGAGGAGCUCACGGCCCUGAAGAAACAGAACCUGGGUGACAUCGUGACCCUGCAGACGCGUCUGAAGCACCUGCAGGCGGUGAGGGAUGGCAGGUACGCCUUCCUGUUCCGCUCCAAGCCGGCCCUGCAGGCGGAGCACAAGCGCCUGGACGACCGGCUGGCCCUGCUGGCCACCGUCCUGGCCCACGUGCAGUCCGAGUUCCCACAGUUCCAGGAGGCCCUGCACAGGGUCAGCGAGAAGGUGGCCGGCCAGCUCCAGUCCGGCGCAGAGCCCGGGCUGACCGGGGACCCCGGGGUGAAGGCCACGACCGCCUCCCGGUGCCCAGAACCCGGUGCCCGCUGCCCGCUGCCCUCGGCCCCUGACCACUGCCCGGAAGCCAACGCCCGGUCCCCUCUGCCCGGUGCCCCCCGGACGCCGCUCCCUGGCCCUCGGACAGCAGCGCGGUCCCGCGGCCGCUCGUGUUUUACGACACUUCACGCCGCCGCCGCCGCCGCCGCCGCCGGCCGCACGGAUAGGCGUCCUGUAGGAGGCCGCGCAGCCAGGCGGCGGGGCUCGGAAGCGCCGGGUCCCCGCCGGCGUCGCCGCUCCCUCCGCCUCUCGGACGCCGCCCCCGGCCCGGCGCCCCCCGCCCAGCUCGGUCGGAUCCUGAGCCGCGGAGCCGCCACCGCGGAGCGCCGCCCGCCGCCGCCGCCGCCAGGGGGCGCAGAGCCCGCACCCGCUCCCAGCGCGCCUGCGCGGGCCGCCGUGCCACGUGACCGGCGCCGCCCGCCGUGGGAGCGCUGCUGCGCGUGCGCGGCGGUGAGGGGGCUCGCGCUGGCGAGGGUCGCCGGGGAGGUCGGCGACAUCCUGGUCGUUAGAGUUAAGCGACCUGGAGCCGGAGCCGGGCGGGCGUGGCGGAGGGCGCCCGCGGGUGGCGGGGGCACGGAGGCCGCGGCCCAGAAGCGGUGGGUCCUCCUGUCCGGCCCGGACUAG
Molecule: messenger RNA, 4200 nt
Organism: Lepus europaeus (European hare)
Lineage: Eukaryota; Metazoa; Chordata; Mammalia; Lagomorpha; Leporidae
Gene: CCDC40
Product: coiled-coil domain 40 molecular ruler complex subunit
Exons: 25
Coding region: 1-4200 (1399 amino acids)
Biological process (GO): epithelial cilium movement involved in determination of left/right asymmetry; heart looping; axoneme assembly
Cellular component (GO): cilium; cytoplasm
Source: RefSeq, a predicted model, not a curated record